Sorex fumeus (smoky shrew) is the source of this 3769-nucleotide messenger RNA. RefSeq names its product glutamate ionotropic receptor NMDA type subunit 3A (gene GRIN3A). Gene Ontology annotation, cellular component: postsynaptic membrane; plasma membrane. Bases 404 to 3751 code for a protein of 1115 amino acids. NCBI's taxonomy places the organism in Eukaryota, Metazoa, Chordata, Mammalia, Eulipotyphla, Soricidae. The record is from RefSeq and is a predicted model, not a curated record. The transcript has 9 exons. Gene Ontology annotation, molecular function: NMDA glutamate receptor activity; transmitter-gated monoatomic ion channel activity involved in regulation of postsynaptic membrane potential. Gene Ontology annotation, biological process: modulation of chemical synaptic transmission; synaptic transmission, glutamatergic; ionotropic glutamate receptor signaling pathway.
UCCUCGCGUCCCAGCUCCCUGCUAGGAGCUCGGGCUUCCUCCGCCCAGCCUCCCGGGCGGGACCCGACGCAGUGCUCCAGCCGCCCUGCAGAUGGGGCGGGCGGGGAACCGGCGCCCAGGACGCGGGUGACCAGCGCGGGCCCGCCCGCCUGCCCGGCUCCGCGCGGGGGACCGGGCGGCUGGAGGAUGUGAGGCGCCGGGACCGGGGAGCUGAGAUCGCCGAGGGCGCGCCGAGCUCCAAGUUGCAUGGCCCGCACGCCGCGGCUGCUGCGGCUCCCGGGACCGCUGCCCCGCGUCGAGUGAGCCGCGCUCGGGACCCGGGGGGCGGAGACCUUAGGCUGCGGCUGCCGGCGGACGAGCCGGGCGCUGGAGGGGGCGCGCUUUCUCCCUGCGGGUCUCAGUAAUGAGGAGACUGAGUUUGUGGUGGCUGCUGAGCAGGGUCUGUCUGCUGCUGCCGCCGCCCUGCGCCCUGGUGCUGGCCGGAGUGCCCGGUUCCUCCUCGCACCCGCAGCCCUGCCAGAUCCUCAAGCGCAUCGGGCACGCGGUGAGGGUGGGCGCGGUGCACUUGCAGCCCUGGACUUCGGCCUCCGGCUCGGCCAGCCGCUCUCCGGACGGCCACCGGGCAGGGGUGCAGCGGGAUGAGCCCGACCCAGGCUCUUGGCGGCCCCCCGCGCCCUCUGCGGGCGCGCGCUGGUCGGGAAGCGCCCUGCACGGCCGGGGCCCGCCGGGCGUCCGGAAGCCCGGGGAGGGCACCGCGGCCGAGACCCUGUGGCCACGGGACGCCCUCCUGUUCGCCGUGGACAACCUGAACCGCGUGGAGGGACUGCUGCCCUACAACCUGUCUUUGGAAGUCGUGAUGGCCAUCGAGGCGGGCCUGGGCGACCUGCCGCUCUUGCCCUUCUCCUCCCCUAGCUCGCAGUGGAGCAGCGACCCUUUCUCCUUUCUGCAAAGCGUGUGUCACACCGUCGUGGUGCAGGGGGUCUCGGCGCUGCUCGCCUUCCCCCAGAGCCAGGGCGAGAUGAUGGAGCUGGACUUGGUCAGCUCGGUCCUGCAUAUUCCAGUCAUCAGUAUCGUGCGCCACGAGUUUCCGCGGGAGAGUCAGAAUCCCCUUCACCUACAACUGAGUUUAGAAAAUUCAUUAAGUUCUGAUGCUGAUGUCACUGUCUCAAUCCUGACCAUGAACAACUGGUACAAUUUUAGCUUGUUGCUGUGCCAGGAAGACUGGAACAUCACCGACUUCCUCCUCCUAACCCAGAAUAAUUCCAAGUUCCACCUUGGGUCUAUCAUCAACAUCACUGCCAACCUAUCCUCCACUGAGGACCUCUUAAACUUCCUGCAGGUCCAACUUGAGAGCAUAAAGAACAGUACAUCCACCAUGGUGAUGUUUGGUUGCAACAUGGAAAGUAUUCGGCGGAUCUUUGAAAUUACCAUCCAGUUUGGGGUAACGCCCCCUGAGCUGCGUUGGGUUCUGGGAGAUUCCCAGAACGUUGAGGAACUGAGGACAGAAGGUCUGCCCUUAGGGCUCAUUGCUCAUGGGAAAACUACACAGUCUGUCUUUGAGUACUAUGUACAAGAUGCCAUGGAACUGGUAGCAAGAGCUGUCGCCACAGCCACCAUGAUCCAACCAGAACUUGCUCUCAUUCCCAGCACGAUGAACUGCAUGGAUGUGGAAACUACAAAUCUCACUUCAGGACAAUACCUAUCCAGGUUUUUAGCUAACACCACUUUCAGAGGCCUCAGCGGUUCCAUCAGAGUAAAAGGCUCCACUAUCAUCAGCUCAGAAAAUAAUUUUUUCAUCUGGAAUCUACAACAUGAUCCGAUGGGACAGCCUAUGUGGACCCGCUUGGGCAGCUGGGAAAGAGGGAAGAUUGUCAUGAACUAUGGAAUAUGGCCAGAGCAAGCCCAGAGGCACAAAACCCACUUCCAGCACCCAAGUAAGCUGCACUUGAGAGUGGUUACAUUGAUAGAACAUCCAUUUGUCUUCACACGGGAGGUUGACGAUGAAGGCUUGUGCCCUGCUGGCCAACUCUGUCUAGAUCCCAUGACUAAUGACUCUUCAAUAUUGGACAGCCUUUUUAGCAGCCUCCAUAGCAGUAAUGACACUGUGCCCAUCCAGUUCAAGAAGUGUUGCUAUGGAUAUUGCAUUGAUCUGCUGGAAAAGUUGGCCGAAGAUAUGGACUUUGACUUUGACCUCUAUAUUGUUGGAGAUGGAAAGUAUGGCGCUUGGAAAAACGGUCAUUGGACUGGUCUGGUCGGUGAUCUCCUGAGUGGAUCUGCUCACAUGGCAGUCACUUCCUUCAGCAUCAAUACUGCACGAAGCCAGGUGAUAGAUUUCACCAGUCCUUUCUUCUCCACAAGCUUGGGUAUUUUAGUGAGGACCCGAGACACAGCAGCUCCCAUUGGAGCCUUCAUGUGGCCACUCCACUGGACAAUGUGGCUGGGGAUUUUUGUGGCUCUGCAUAUCACUGCCAUCUUCCUCACUCUCUAUGAAUGGAAGAGCCCCUUUGGUAUGACUCCCAAGGGCCGGAAUAGAAGUAAAGUCUUCUCCUUCUCAUCAGCCUUGAAUGUCUGUUAUGCUCUCCUGUUUGGUAGAACAGCAGCCAUUAAACCCCCAAAGUGCUGGACUGGAAGGUUUCUAAUGAACCUUUGGGCCAUUUUCUGUAUGUUUUGCCUUUCCACAUACACGGCUAACUUGGCUGCUGUCAUGGUAGGUGAGAAGAUCUAUGAAGAGCUUUCUGGAAUACAUGACCCUAAGCUACACCAUCCUUCCCAAGGCUUCCGCUUUGGAACUGUUCGAGAAAGCAGUGCUGAAGAUUAUGUGAGGCAAAGUUUCCCAGAGAUGCACGAGUAUAUGAGAAGGUACAAUGUACCAGCCACCACUGACGGAGUAGAAUAUCUGAAGCAUGAUCCAGAGAAACUAGACGCCUUCAUCAUGGACAAAUCCCUUCUGGAUUAUGAAGUGUCAAUAGAUGCUGACUGCAAACUUCUAACUGUGGGGAAACCAUUUGCCAUCGAAGGAUAUGGCAUUGGUCUCCCACCCAACUCUCCACUGACCUCCAAUAUAUCUGAGCUAAUCAGUCAAUACAAGUCACAUGGAUUUAUGGAUGUUCUGCAUGACAAGUGGUACAAGGUGGUUCCCUGUGGCAAGAGAAGUUUUGCUGUCACUGAGACCCUUCAGAUGGGCAUCAAACACUUCUCUGGACUCUUCGUGCUGCUGUGCGUCGGAUUCGGUCUGUCCAUCUUGACCACCAUCGGUGAGCACAUUGUGUACAGGCUGCUGCUCCCACGAAUCAAGAACAAAUCCAAGCUGCAGUACUGGCUCCACACCAGUCAGAGAUUACACAGAGCACUGAAUGCCUCAUUUGUAGAGGAAAAGCAGCAGCGCUUCAAGACCAAACGUGUGGAAAAGAGAUCUAACCUGGGACCCCAGCAGCUCACCGUGUGGAAUACUUCCAACUUGAGUCAGGACCACCCUCGCAAGUACAUCUUCAGUGAAGAGGGAGGACAGAAGCAGCUGGGCAUCCAGCCCCCCCAGGACAUCCCUCUGCCGCCCCGGAAGAGAGAGCUCCCUGCCUCACUGACCACCAACGGGAAAGCAGACUCCCUGAGCGGGGCACGGAACUCCGUGAUGCAGGAACUCUCAGAGCUCGAGAAACAGAUCCAGGUGAUCCGGCAGGAGCUGCAGCUGGCUGUGAGCAGGAAAUCGGAGCUGGAGGAGUAUCAAAGGACAAAUUGGACUUGUGAAUCCUAGGUGAUCUUGCUGCUCCCC